AUGACGCUCGGAGGCGAUGGCCCAUGGGCUGUCUCCGUCAUGUGGAUACUUACAGCCCUUACCUUUGUCUUCGUUCUCCUCCGUAUCUACACCAGGGCCUACGUGGUGGAAAGCUAUGGGCUGGAUGACCACGUCUACAACUUCGCGUUUGUUCUCCUGCUGUGCUACACAAUCAUGACAACCAUCGCAGCCCAAUAUGGCUUCGGCCAAAACAUGUUCGACAUACAGGAAGUUGAAGACCUUGUCAAAGCUAUUUUGUUCGAGGCAAUCGGCCAAACAUUUGCGGUGGUCGGCAUGGCGGUGGCAAAGUGGUCGCUGGGUCUCUUCUUGCUGCGCCUUGUCACGCAAACAUGGCACAAGGUCGUCAUAUGGAUUACGAUGGGAAGCUUGCUGGCAGCGUCUAUAUCUGUCUGCUUUGUGUUCUGGCUGCAAUGCUCGCCACCGGCUUACCUCUACGACAGGAGAGUUCCUGGGGGUUACUGCUACAUCAACACCACGCCAGUGUCGUUUACCUUGUGCAACUUCUUCUUCGCCAUCUUCCCAUGGGUCUUCCUCUGGAAGCUCCAGAUGAACCAGCGGGAGAAGAUUAUCAUUGCUGCAAGUAUGAGUCUUGGGUUGAUCGCCGGUGCAUGCGGUAUUAAAAGGACCAUUGAAGUCCCCAAUCUGUCAAGUACAAACUACACCAUUGGUCUCAUUGUCUGGUCCGCUGCCGAAAUCGCCAUCACCAUGAUCUGCAUUGGCGUCCCUGUCGUCCGCCCCCUCUACAAAGGCUUCAUCGACAAGCUCACGUCCCGCGCCACCCGCUCAACAUCCGGUUACAAGAAACAAAGUGGUCCACGAUAUGGGCUCAAGACAUUGGGGGGGAGCACCAUGCCUGGAGCGAGUCGGUGGCAGGCUGAGACAACUGAGGGGGAGGAGGGUGAUGACAAAGCAAAGAAAGCCGAGGAACGGACAAGGCAGCUGAAGAUGGGCGUGAACGGCCCCUUCACUCAUACCAAGGCUGUUGGUGGGAGGACCAUGCCGGCUAAUAGGAGUGAUGAGGAGAUUUUGGGGCAGGAGUAUCGAGAGAACAUGGCGGAUGACGUGGAGAAUGGAAGUGGGAGGGGUAGUAACAUUCAGGUUGUCGAGACUUGGACUGUUGAUCGGUCGUCACCGGUUGGGUCGCGGGGGAGGUAUUGA
Molecule: messenger RNA, 1179 nt
Organism: Podospora anserina S mat+
Lineage: Eukaryota; Fungi; Ascomycota; Sordariomycetes; Sordariales; Podosporaceae
Exons: 4
Coding region: 1-1179 (392 amino acids)
Source: RefSeq, a predicted model, not a curated record